Molecule: messenger RNA, 2399 nt
Organism: Corapipo altera (White-ruffed manakin)
Lineage: Eukaryota; Metazoa; Chordata; Aves; Passeriformes; Pipridae
Gene: CUNH2orf66
Product: chromosome unknown C2orf66 homolog
Exons: 5
Coding region: 1779-2084 (101 amino acids)
Source: RefSeq, a predicted model, not a curated record
UGCUGUGUCUGAGGUACCUGUUACCUUCAUAUGGAAGUACCAGACCAGCUCAAUCAUCUUAUAGGAAUAAAGAGAGGAAGUCUACUGCUCACAGUCAAUCAAAUAUAUUCUUGAUACAGUAGUACAACCAGCCUGACCCUUUAAUUUAAUUGUAUCUCAUUAAUCUUGCCUGAAGUGCCUCAGUUAGUUCUAACGUGGUUUUAGGGUCCAUUCAUCUGAGCUGGCUGGAAUGACUCAACUCACCCAGGGACUUUCCAGAAUGAAGGACAAACGUGAAACAGCUCACAGAAAAUAUAUGCCAAUUGAAUCUCUUGCAUAUCUGCAUACUUCAUCAGUCACCCAGACUGCCUGAAUUCCUGCAGUAAUAAAGCUUGUUUCAAAUUCACAGAUGACUUUGGUAUGUUUUACUAACUGGAUAUACUGUGUAUUCCUCAAUUUGUUCUUUAUAAAGAAAUCAAAGGAAUAAAUUAAUUGAGGGGAAAAAAGGGGCCGUUCUGUUUUUUGUUUUUUUUUCCCUACCCUCUUCCUAAAGCUGAAUAAGGAAAUAAAAUCUAAUCCCAAACUGUAAACCAUGCCUUUUCCACUUUCUGUCAUUUUCUCUAGAGGAGCAUAUUUCUACUUCUGACUGAAAUAAGUAUCUACCUAGAAAAUCAAUAAAGGAAGUUCCCUUACAUUGGGUCCUGCCUAUUUAGAAGUUAUUCAGUUGCUACUGCUGUGUUCUUGAUGAGUCCACUAUCUGGAAGUUGGCUGUUAUAAAAAGUAAUGGAUGGAGGUUUGAUGGAUUGUCUUUUUGAGGGCAUGAAUUUUUUUUUUUAAUCCAUAUCUGCAGAAUAAUACACAAGCUGGAUAAAUUCUCUUGAAUUUUUAUAUGCUGCUGCAGACAUGAAAAUAAUACUGCUAGCAUUUUGUUUACUGUUUUGCUAAUGAUGUUUGGAUGUCCAAAACUUUGUCUUCUGGAAGGGUGAUGGUAGGUUUUUGUUUUGCUUUUAAAAUUUAAAACAAAAGUGUAAAGCUUCUAGUCAGAAAUAAACAUCUAUAAUCUGGAUUAAGAUAAUGAUCAAAAAUCUUUAGUUUUAACAUGUCUAUUUAGAGAUAUAUUUUAUGUGAUACCUAAUCAAGUAUCAUCUAUAUAGUGGAGGAAACAGUGUAGUGAAAUUAUAAACAAAAAAUAUGAGCAGCUCAGAUAUGAAGAAUUCUAUGAAAUAAGACCAGGGUAAAUUAGCAUAGUUCUCCUUGUCUUAGUUUCUAGUCUGAGAGGAGGAUAUUAACUGCUGAUAAAAUCAGAGUAGGAAACCAAUGCUUCCAUGAAAAAGUUAUAAUUUUGGAUAUUGAAACAGACCUUACUUUUCUCUCUCUUUUUUCCAGCAUCAAGAAAAUGAUCCAUAUCUCAUUUGCUUGAGAACCAUUAGUCACCAUUCUAGAGAUAUGGCUAAUUCCUUUUAAUUAAAAAUAAUAUUUUGAUACAGCUCUGCUAUCUCUGCUGGAAUUGUUUUAAACUUAUUAUGUUCUUACCACCAAUUUUCUGCAAUACAGCUUAGGAGGAAUUUGUUCGAUAGCAACAUGUCUGAAGAGUAUCAAGGAUGAAAUUCUCAAGGGUCUUUAUGUCAUGGAUGGAAAUGGAAUCAUUACUGUAUUUUUGAACUCCUGCUAACGUCAUUGACACCCACCUACAGUCCACUAGAAAUAUAAGAGCAGAGAUCAGUUUGUUCACAGAUUACGGGCAGACUAACCAAGAAGGGGCAAGCCAGAGCCAAAUCCACUGACUGCUCAUCUCCAACAUGUGGAAAGUGGUGCUCCUGGGUGUAUACAUAGUGUUGGCUGUGAGAGGAUUGGCAAAGGGUGCUCCUUUCCAAGCAGAAGAAAAAUGGAAACCUCUAGAUAACCCGAGAAACAGAGACCUGUUUUUCAGAACGCUCCAGGCUUAUUUUUCGGGCAGGGGGCUUGAUCUCAGGAAGUUCCCAGCUGCUGUCACUGUGAACAAUGAAGGACCAAAGCCUCUCAUGUUCUACGCAGAUCCAAUUGCUUCUGCAUUUGCAGAUUACGAAGAAAGGAAAAAUUCUUUUCCAAAUCAUUUCAAAGGCUGAAAGAUGCUGUUGACCAAGGCUGUAGAACUUCACAUGAAGUGAUAACCUUCACAGCAAAAUUUUACUGCUUUGACUUUUUCUUACCUGACAAUUUAAAAUGUUCUUCACUGUCACGGUUCCUACCUAUGGAAUGUGAUGUCAUGCUGUAAUUAGCAUAUAUUCGGUCUCUUGACAUAUGUGGGCUGUUUGGCUGCAACAGUCGGCUGAGCAGAAUUGUGUUUGAGUGUGAAUAAACGAGGAGUGCAACAGAGUGCUUGUGAUUACUGCUAAGUGUCUUUGUGCAAAACUCAGAAAUAAAUGUUAGCUUUCAAGUUA